CCGCUGAAGAAUGAACCAUAAGAGUAAGAAACGGAUCAAAGAAGCGAAGCGGAGCGCCAGACCCGAGCUGAAGGACUCGAGCGACUGGACCAAACACGAUUACUGCGAGAGCUUCGAUCUGUCACACAGGACCGUCAAGGACAACGUGGAGCGAGUGGACACCCAGCGCCUCAGUCCAGAAGAGUUCAUCCAGCGCUUUGAGAAACCGUAUAAGCCUGUAGUUCUGCUCAACUGCCAGGAGUCGUGGCCUGCGCGGGAAAAGUGGACCUUGGAGCGACUCAAACGCAAAUACCGCAACCAGAAGUUCAAAUGCGGCGAGGACAACGAUGGCUACUCUGUCAAGAUGAAAAUGAAGUACUACGUGGAGUAUUUGGAAUCGACCCGUGACGACAGCCCCCUCUACAUCUUUGACAGCAGUUUCGGCGAGCACGCUAAGCGGCGCAAGCUUCUGGAGGACUACCAGGUGCCCGUUUUCUUCAGGGACGACCUCUUUCAGUUUGCGGGAGAGAAGCGACGCCCACCAUACAGGUGGUUUGUGAUGGGUCCUGCCCGCUCUGGAACAGGCAUCCACAUUGACCCGCUGGGCACGAGCGCGUGGAACGCCCUGGUUCAGGGCCACAAACGCUGGUGCCUGUUCCCCACGCACACGCCCCGUGAGCUCAUCAAGGUGACGCGAGAGGAUGGGGGCAACCAGCAGGACGAGGCCAUCACCUGGUUCAACGUCAUCUACCCCCGCACACAGCAGCCCACCUGGCCAGCCGAAUUCAGACCCCUGGAGGUGCUGCAGCACCCUGGAGAGACCGUGUUUGUGCCCGGUGGAUGGUGGCAUGUUGUCCUGAACUUGGACACGACUAUUGCUGUAACCCAGAAUUUUGCAAGCACCACCAACUUCCCUAUCGUGUGGCACAAAACAGUGCGAGGUCGGCCUAAACUCUCCAGGAAGUGGUACCGGAUUCUGAAACAGGAAAGGCCAGAUAUUGCUGCUCUGGCAGAUAAAGUGGAUCUGCAGGAGUCAACAGGCAUCGCCUCGGACAGCUCCAGUGACUCCUCCUCCUCUUCCUCCUCUAGCUCCUCCGACUCCGGUUCAGAGGCUGACUCGGGCUCUGAGGGUGACGCCAUGACCCAUCGCAGGAAGAAGAGGAGAACCUGUGGCCUGAUGGGAAAUGGCGACAUCACGAGCCAGGACGACUGUGUGAGCAAAGAGCGCAGUUCGUCUCGGUGACGUCUCGCUCCACACCAGAGGGGCUGCAGCUGUAAUCGUCUCCUGGACCCUGAAGCGCAUGUCACCCUCAUAACAAACUCAGCCUUAGUGCGCUUUUUGAGAUAAACAAGAACAAAUCAUCCAAAUAUGUGCUUGAUGGAGGAGCAGCUCUGUGGGGAAAGAAGGAAAACCCUUCUCUUGUUGCCUUUGCUGAUGUCAGACUCUGGACAGGAAGCUUGACGUCCCCUCCUGUCCCAGUGCCAAGGUGUGCGUUAAUGAUGCCGUUUUUAUAUUUCACAGAGGUUAUGCUCAGAUUUGUAAAUCAAACCCCAUCUGAGGUAAUAUGGUUGGACCCGAUGUGUAAUGCUGCCUUUAGCUCUUUGAACCUAGAAAAUAGAUUAUUUUAUUACUGAUUCUGCACUUAAACGUGGGUUUCUCUCUCUCUCGGUUAGCAGAAAACUUGCCCAUAAUACUUAAAACUGUUAAACGGCUGUGAUUUGUGCUCCACUAAAUCAUUAAGUCACACAAUAUUAGAUAAGAGUUGAUUCAAAAUGUCUCUAAAAGACUAAAUGUUUAAUUAGAAGCCCUAUUCCUUUCUUCAGUCGUAUCUAGUGUGAAUUCUCAAGGUGUUCGGUCUGGUUUGACCUGGUUUAGCACUUCACACAGUCCAUUAGCAGUGAGUUCAGUGGUUAAAUUAGUGCAUUUGACUGAAAUACGAGGUGUUUUUCUUUUUAUAAACGUUCUGCGUAAGUGAAACACUAGAUGGCGCUAAUGCUUAUUUAUUAUACAGUGCACUAUGAGCCACACAAAAGAGGGGGGUUUCCUGUGGAAGGGAGAAAAGUGACUAGCCUGUAAUGUCUUAAAGUUUUGAAUUUAUUAUUUUAACAGAAGGUAAUGGCGUAACUCCAAAACUGGUAACCUGUCGUGACCUAAACUUGUUUCAGGGCUACAAUAAUGGACUUUUAUGUUGUGAUGGGUGUGAGGCGUUUAAUGGUCAGAGUGAGUGUUGUUGAAAUGUUUGACAUUUAACCAUUUAUAACUCAUCGAAGAAGAAAGAUGUGGUUAAAAAGUGCCUAUUUUUACCUGAUGUUGGCUGCUUUGAGCUCUCAUAUUUGUCAUUCUCCUAUCUCAUAGCUGCGGUUUUGAAUUGCAAAUAUUACGAUUUAAAACAAUGGACUGUACUCUUACAUGAAGCCUGCCGUUCUUGUCCAGAUCUUGUGUGUUUUCUCUCUAGGGUAUGUUCUCAUUUGAGCUCCUCAUGUUCCAUCUUCAGCUCUGGUUCAGUCAUGUGACACCUUGAUGUUGUCGAGAUCAAAACUAAAUGAAUGAUAAUUGUCUAAUAAAAGUUUCUAUGUA
This is a messenger RNA of Megalobrama amblycephala (Wuchang bream), 2557 nucleotides long. RefSeq names its product jumonji domain containing 6, arginine demethylase and lysine hydroxylase (gene jmjd6). The record is from RefSeq and is a predicted model, not a curated record. Bases 11 to 1222 code for a protein of 403 amino acids. The transcript has 6 exons. Lineage: Eukaryota; Metazoa; Chordata; Actinopteri; Cypriniformes; Xenocyprididae. Gene Ontology annotation, molecular function: P-TEFb complex binding; histone H4R3 demethylase activity. Gene Ontology annotation, biological process: phagocytosis. Gene Ontology annotation, cellular component: cytoplasm; nucleus.